Penicillium vulpinum is the source of this 1803-nucleotide messenger RNA. RefSeq names its product iron-sulfur cluster assembly protein NAR1 (gene nar1). Gene Ontology annotation, biological process: iron-sulfur cluster assembly. Gene Ontology annotation, molecular function: 4 iron, 4 sulfur cluster binding. The transcript is spliced from 2 exons. NCBI's taxonomy places the organism in Eukaryota, Fungi, Ascomycota, Eurotiomycetes, Eurotiales, Aspergillaceae. Gene Ontology annotation, cellular component: cytosolic [4Fe-4S] assembly targeting complex. The coding region runs from base 1 to 1803 and encodes 600 amino acids. The record is from RefSeq and is a predicted model, not a curated record.
AUGAGCGCGAUCUUGUCAGCAGACGAUCUAAAUGAUUUCAUUUCGCCAGGGGUCGCAUGUAUCAAACCAGUUGAAACCCUUCCACAGAAAGAUACAAAAGAGAACGCCUAUGAAGUAACAACGGAAGACAAAGUCCAGCCCGAGAAUCUAUCCCCCGCACAGAUUUCUUUGACAGACUGCCUCGCUUGCUCUGGCUGUGUUACAUCUGCCGAAGCAGUGCUGAUAUCACUCCAGUCUCACGCCGAGGUCCUCAAUACACUUGAUGCCUGUCCAGAGAUUCCCUUGGCGCAUGAACGUCAUGGGGUGGUAGUCAAUAAUACCGAAGAUUCUGGAGAGGGUAAGAUAUUCGUGGCCAGUGUCAGCCCACAGGUCAGGGCAAGUCUGGCAACAACCUAUGGGAUUUCGGACAAAGAAGCGGGAUACAUGAUCAACCAAUUACUUAGUGGCCCACAGGGCUUGCGAGGUGGGGGUAAACACGGCAAUGGGUUUACGUGGGUUGUUGAUACCAAUGCCAUGCGAGAGGCUGUUCUAGUGCUCACUGCAGACGAGGUUUCAGAUUCGCUCAAUCCAGGGGACUCGUUGACAGUCGGCCAGUUGGAUGACUCUCUUCCCAAACGACCUAUUUUGUCCUCAGCAUGUCCUGGAUGGAUCUGUUACGCCGAGAAGACACACCCUUUUAUUCUCCCGCAUCUUUCUCGACUCAAGUCCCCGCAGGCUCUGUCGGGGACAUUCCUCAAAACUGUCUUGAGCAAAUCUCUUGGAGUUCAUCCUUCUCGGAUUUGGCAUUUGGCCGUCAUGCCCUGCUUUGACAAGAAACUAGAAGCUAGUCGAGAAGAACUCACAGAUGUCUCGUGGCGGCAGGGGGAUUCUACUGCCUCUGAGACACAACCUGUUCGUGAUGUAGACUGUGUUAUCACUGCUCGUGAGCUUCUGUCUCUGGCUUCGUCUCGAGGAUUCUCACUUCCAAACUUGCCUUUGGAACCUUUGCCUUCGUCUUUCACCCCACCCUUCCCUGAAAAAAUCCUCGAUUCUUUUCUUUCCUUCAAAGGCUCUCGGACAGAACAAUCUCUUACUACAGGUACCUCUGGAGGCUACCUACACCACGUUCUCAUGCAUUUCCAAGCUCGCAAUCCAGGUAGUGAACUUGUGAUCAACCGUGGACGCAAUGUUGAUGUUGUCGAGUACGUGCUCAUGUCUCAAGAAGGUCAUCUCAUUCUGAAAGCAGCUCGCUAUUACGGUUUCCGAAAUAUCCAAAACCUCGUCCGGAAGCUCAAGCCCGCACGUGUAUCGAGGCUUCCCGGCGCAAAACCAGCCGCCAGACCCGCCGCAGGUCGGCGCCAGCCUAUAUCUCGUAAUGCCGUGUCCACAAGUAGUUCGGGGUCAGAUUACGCCUAUGUGGAGGUCAUGGCCUGUCCUGGUGGGUGCACAAAUGGCGGUGGACAGAUUCGAGUCGAGGACGCCAGAGAAGCCCUCGGUCCUUCCCAAGGAGAGGCACUAGACGCAUCUAUGAAGCCAUCACCACAUGAGCAGCGCGCGUGGCUCGCUCGCGUCGACGAUGCUUACUUUUCGAUGGAGUCUGAGUCUGAACCAGAGACUCAGUCUCAGCUGUUUUCAUUGGCUGACAAAGAGGCUCAAAUCCACGAAGGCUUGCGGCGCUGGUCAGAAUACAUGAAAAUCCCCCUCUCUAAGCUUGUAUAUACUACCUACCGCAAGGUAGAAAGUGAUGUUGGCAAAGAUCAAACAUCUGCUAAUGAUACUAGUCGGGUUGUGGAGCUUGCGGGGAAGAUUGGUGGUGGUUGGUAA